AUGACGGAAGCAAAUAGCGAUUCUGUGGGAGAAGAGGACAUUUUCAAACGAACCGAACUGUUGGCAGUUUCAUCGCCACCGAGUAUCGGCGCACGUCUUCAUGAGCUAUACGAUGAGAACCUCACAGCCAAGAUCAUUCGUGCUGCAACCACAUGUUUAGAGCAUAAUUACCCGAUUGCCCAGUACCCUGAGUAUGUUCUGCAGUCAGGGCCCGAUGCUGGAAAAUACCUUCUUCGCGAGGUGGACUUCUGGACAUGCGGUUUCUUCCCCGGUUCAAUCUACUCGCUUCUUGAGCGCUGGAUCAAAUACCCUCAAAAGGCUGGAAAGGGCGCCAUUUCAGCACUCAUCAUUCAGAAGCUGCACGAGCUAGGUGGAAUCUGGUCAGAGCCUAUUCACCACAUGGGCUCUAGAACGGAUACACAUGAUAUGGCGUUUAUCAUUCAGCCAUCAAUGAGACCACGCUGGGAGAUCUUCCACGAUGAAAGAGCUCUCUCCACUAUCCUUACUGCAGCCGACAGCCUAUACACUCGCUAUAGUCCAAGAAUCGGUGCUAUUCGUUCCUGGGAUCAACUGACCCAGAAGGGCGUCAAUAUUACCUCCAUGGAUCAUGAUUUCUUAGUCAUUAUCGAUUCUAUGUGCAACCUCGAUCUUCUCUACUAUGCUGCUGCACACACCGGUCGCGAUGAACUCUCCGUUGCUGCCACCCGCCAUGCUCACAAACUUCUACGCACCCAUCUUCGCCACGAGACUGGGAACUACGCUCAGCGAAAAGGUUUCUCCGGGCCUUUGUUCAGCACCGUCCACGUUGCAAAUUUUGAUCCAACUACUGGCGAUCUGAAAGAAGUUCGCACGGGACAGGGUUACGCGAAGGACUCAACCUGGGCCCGCGGCCAGGCAUGGGGAAUUUUGGGCUAUUCGCAGACAUUCCAAUGGACCGGAGAGAGCGAGUUCCUCACCGCAGCAUGUGGACUGGCUGAAUACUUCCUGCUCCGCUUGGAGACUUCACCUAGUUGUGUUGAGCGCAGGAUUUCUGAUACUUUUGAUAAGACCUGUGGACGUUAUGUUCCUCUUUGGGAUUUCGAUGCUCCUAUCAACGAGGAAAAUCCGCUUCGCGACUCUUCUGCCGGUGUCAUUGCUGCGAACGGCCUCCUGGUACUGGCACAGUGCCUCAUCUCACGUGGAGAUCAUACACAGGGCCAGAGGUUUCUCGAUGCUGCUCUAACUAUUGUUGAGGACACACUUGCCUUUUCUCUAGCCAGAGAAAAGGCAUCCAUCGUGGUCAUUGGAAGUAAGGUAUCCGUUGAAGAUAUCCGAGCUAAUGAAACAUUUGAUGCAAUCCUAAAGAAUGCAACGGCAAACUUCAAUGCAUCUGAUCAUCGCCGCUACUGGGAUCACGGACUUGUGUAUGGCGAUUACUACUUGAUUGAAUUUGGCAAUCGACUCUUGAGAAUGGGACUAGUGUAA
Penicillium brasilianum is the source of this 1464-nucleotide messenger RNA. The record is from the annotation of a GenBank genome assembly. Lineage: Eukaryota; Fungi; Ascomycota; Eurotiomycetes; Eurotiales; Aspergillaceae.